Molecule: messenger RNA, 3212 nt
Organism: Chrysemys picta bellii (western painted turtle)
Lineage: Eukaryota; Metazoa; Chordata; Testudines; Emydidae
Gene: GUSB
Product: glucuronidase beta
Biological process (GO): glucuronoside catabolic process; carbohydrate metabolic process
Molecular function (GO): beta-glucuronidase activity; carbohydrate binding
Source: RefSeq, a predicted model, not a curated record
CUCAGCUGACUGCCUCUUGCAGAGUUGCCUCGCAGAGAGCAGCAUGGCUCUGUGCUGUGCUCUGUGCCUACUGCUGCUCUGCUGCCAGGCUCUGGCCCUGGGCGGAGGGAUGCUCUACCCCAGGGAGUCCGCCUCCAGGGAGCUGAAGGAGCUGAAUGGCCUUUGGAGCUUCAGGGCUGACUUCUCGGCGCAGCGGGACAAGGGGUUUGUGCAGCAGUGGUACCGGAAGCCCCUGAGACAGAGUGGGCCUGUGAUCGACAUGCCGGUACCCGCCAGCUUCAACGAGCUCACUCAGGAUCCCAACCUGCGGCAAUAUACUGGCUGGGUUUGGUAUGAGAAAGAGGUGCUGCUUCCCAGGAGCUGGCUUCUGAAUGCCCUCAACACCCGCGUGGUGCUUCGGGUUGGCAGUGCCCAUUACUACUCCAUAGUUUGGGUCAAUGGAGUGCAGGUUACGGAGCAUGAAGGGGGCCACCUCCCCUUUGAAGCAGACAUAAGCAGGAUUGUUCAGGGCAGCCCCGGAGCUCUGUGUCGCAUCACCAUUGCGCUCAACAAUACGCUGACACCUCAGACCCUGCCUCCCGGCUCCAUUCAGUUCAUGACAGACGAGUCUAAGUACCCUAGGGGUUAUUUUGUUCAGAACACAAAGUUUGAUUUCUUUAACUACGCUGGAAUUCACCGGCCGGUCGUGUUAUAUACAACCCCCUCUGUCUACAUAGACGACAUCACUGUGACUACAGCCUGGGCGGGGAAUAGUGGUAUGGUGCGAUACCAGGUUUUGGUGAGGGGCAACACCCGCUACUCCUUGUCGCUGAAUUUACGGGAGAAAGAGGGGAAAGUGGUGGCUACAGGAGAGGGACCGAUCGGGGAGCUGAAAGUAGUGGAGCCAAAGCUGUGGUGGCCUUAUCUGAUGCAUGAAAACCCCGGAUACCUUUAUUACUUAGAGGUGAAGCUGUCGGCGCAGGUGGGCGGUGAGCUGUCGGAAGAUGUGUACACGCUCCCCGUCGGGAUCCGCACCGUGCAUGUCACCAGCAGUCAGUUCCUCAUCAAUGGAAAACCCUUCUACUUCCAUGGAGUCAACAAACACGAAGAUGCCGAUAUCCGUGGCAAAGGACUGGACUGGUCCCUGAUCGUGAAGGACUUCAACUUGCUGCAGUGGCUCGGGGCCAAUUCCUUCCGCACUAGCCACUACCCCUAUGCAGAGGAGAUCAUGGACCUGUGCGAUGCAUAUGGCAUUGUGGUUAUUGACGAGUGUCCGGGCGUGGGGAUGAAAGAUCCGGAGAACUUUGGGAACAAAUCACUGGCACACCAUCUCGUGGUGAUGGAAGAGCUGAUCCGCAGGGAUAAGAACCGGCCAUCGGUUGUGAUGUGGUCUGUAGCCAAUGAGCCAGCCUCAGAGCUAUCGCCGGCAGCUAACUACUUUAAGACAGUGAUAGCUCACACUAAAGCCAUUGAUCCUACCCGACCCGUAACCUUUGUGUCAAAUGCUAAUUACGCUCGUGAUCACGGUGCUCCAUAUGUGGAUGUAAUUUGCGUAAAUAGCUACUUCUCCUGGUACCAUGACGCCGGCCAUCUGGAGGUUAUUCAGCUGCAACUCAAUACACAGUUUGAGAACUGGUAUAAAGCCUACCAAAAGCCAAUUAUCCAGAGCGAAUAUGGAGCAGAUACUAUUGCUGGGCUUCACAAUGACCCACCUCUUAUGUUCAGCGAGGAAUACCAAAAGGCUGUGCUAAAGGAAUACCAUUCAGUAUUUGACAAAAAGAGAAAGGAGUAUGUGAUUGGGGAGCUCAUCUGGAACUUUGCUGAUUUUAUGACAGAUCAAGGUGUUUCACAAGUAACUCCUAUCACUACCGCCGCACCUACACUGGCAAACCGCAUUAAUCAGUCUGCAGGCAGCUCCUCCAGUUGUAGCCACAGAGGCUAUGUACAGCAGGGCUAGAUGCCAUGAUUGGAAAAAUGGUUGAUCGUGUAUGCUACUGUCUCCACCACAGGUGAAUGAUGAGUCUUGUAUGUUCCCAGGGCCAAGCUUAAGCCACAGUACAGAGAAUCUGGUGGAGUUACAAUUGUGACUGAGGGCUUGUCUACAUUACCGCUGGAUCGAUGGGCAGUGAUCGAUCCAGCGGGGGUGUGGAGGGUGGUUGAUUUAUCAUGUCUAGUCUAGACACGCUAAAUGGACCACCGAGCACUCUCCCAUCCAUUUCGGUACUCCACCAGGACGAGAGGAGUAGGCGGAGUCGAUGGGAGAGCGUCAGCCAUCCACUUACCACAAUGAAGACAGCACAGUAAGUAGAUCUAAGUACAUCAUCGACUUCAGCUACAUUAUUCACAGAGCUGAAGUUGCAUAACUUAGAUCAGUUCUCCUCCAGUGUAGACCAGGCCUGAGAGAUGGUGAGCAGUGUAUUUAGUGGAAUACUGUAGGAAUCUGUUCCACUGGUGCUAGCUUCAGUGACUUAAGUAAAGAGCAUGUGAGAUACAAGACUCUAAAGAGACCAGACAGACAUGGGCAUAACAAAAUUAGGAGCAGUAUGGGAAAAGAUACCGAUUCAAAAGGAAUAGUGGGGAAAAAAAUUAGACAAAGUUUGCAAUGACAAAUCAAUGCAGCUUGGGGCUCCAUACACAUCAUGCAGCAUGGAGGAAUGGAGGCCACUUGGAGAAGAUUUGUCGUUUGGACUGGUUUGAUUAAAAACUGAACAAAUGACUAGUAAAUUGGACAAAAGGGCAUGAAGAGCAGUAAAGGAAAGGAAUGCAGGGUGAAUAAAGAAGAAAAUCUAAUUGAGUAUCAAAGUAAAGUUUUCAGUGAGAUUUAACUGUGGAAAUAGAGCAGAAAUAGAACCCCAAGCUAUUUAAGAUGAGACUGGUCAUAGACUAUUAAGCACUAGCUUAAUUAAAAUUGAUUUAAUUAAAGUGAUACAGCCCAUUCACAGACACACUUAAAGCCAUUUGACAGCUGUGAACCUAUGUAACUGUGUAGUAGUUUAAGCUAAAUCAGUUUUAAUGAAGCCAGUGUAACAAUACUCAUCUUCCAUAUGUAGGAAGGUGGUGACUUAAGUUUCUUCUGUAUAACUUGGUUGUGAAAAGUUGCUACUAACAUUCUUUCCCUUUGGCUGAGGAGUUAAUCCUGUCACGUUGAUUACCGCAGGGAAAGAAGAGGUGUCUUACUCUGUACACAGAUGCUUUAUUUUGUGAUUCUUCUGUAAAAAACCUGCUUUAUUUUA